CUGCAGGCUCGCGGUCCGUCUGCAAUCGGGGCCAGACGGUCUGCAAACUGCCCUCCCUCUUUCUCUUUCGUUCGGCGCCUACCUAGGUUCACACAAGCACGCCUGGCUUGCGCCGUGUAAUUUCCUAGUUCUUGGGCCUGCCUUGUCCUCCAUCGAAUCUCAGUCGCACGCGCGCGCGCGCGCACACCCACACAGAGCCCAGGCCAUGCUGCAUUGGCGCGCCCUCCCUUAGGGUCGCUGAGGUGCUGAUCUCGCCCAAACAGGAGGCUCGCCCGAACGGCCCUCAUCCCGUCUUAUCCAAUACCUACCUUCCUAUCGGCCCUGCUUGCUUGCCCGUCCGUUCGGCGUCCGCGUCCGCGUCCCCGCCGCCGUCAUGUCCGAGGACGACGUCGACAUGCUCGGCCCGGACGGCCAGGGCUCGACUCGCGUCGACCGCGACCGCCGCGCCCCGCGCUUCAGCUGGACACCCGCCUACGAGGCCACCUUCUUCCGCAGCCUCUGUGAGAGCGUCCAGUUGGGCCUGCGCGAGAACAGCAGCUUCAAGGCCGAGGCCUGGGAGCGCGCUGCCCAGGCACUGCAGGAGAGCCAUGGCGCCUACCCGGCCAAGAGCCACCUCAUCAACAAGAGCGAUAAUGCGAGGAAGCGCUUCCGCCUCUGGCGCGGUCUGCGCGAGGAUCCCGAGUUUCUGUACAGUCCCAUCACGAGGACCGUCACCGCCACCGAGGACGCAUGGCGGGCGCACAUCGAGAAAGAACCGCUCUCGAGGGCCCUGCGUGGCCGGCCCUUUGACCACGAAGACUUUAUGGAAAUCCUCUACCCCGAUGUAAUCGGAUCAGGCGGCGCCCCAAAACGCAUCAUGAAGCCGCGACGGCGGACCGACGGCCAGCCCGGAGACGAAUCCGACAUGCCCGGCACGGGGAUCAUCAACCUCCAGACGGACACGGCGCACGGCCCGGGGUCCGACAGCCCCGAGAGGCAGCGCGCCUCGCUCAGCCAGACGCCGACCGGUUCCGCACCCUCGGCCACCGCCUCGCAAUCGCGACCGACCUCGGCUGCGUUACCGCCCCGGGGGACCACAUCUGCGCAACCGAGUGCGCUGACGCCGCCAGACGAGUCGGCAAACCAGGCCAAGAAGCGCGCCCUGCCGCCGGGCACCGAUGGUCCAUUCGAGCCGCCGAUGACAUCCUCAUCAAGCACGCCCGCUAUAGCUACCUCACGGCCCGUUUCGUCGCCAGAGAAGAGACGACGCACUUCCUUGCACAGCGACUCUCUGCUACCCGCGACGUCUUCCACCUUGAGCAUCUCCGCACUCCCGGGCAUCGCCCCUAGCUCUGCAGACACAACGCCGCUGUCCGGGCCGGAGGGGCCCAUUCCGGGGGCAAAACCAAGUCCAGACAGCAUCGAGCCACCCAAGCCGCGCGCUCACCCGCUGUGGCAGGAGCUAGCGCUCGACUUGUUCUUCAAGGACUUUGCCGAACAGGACCUAGACUUGCAGGUCAAGAUUGCAGAGACGGUCCUCUGUGACGAACACAGGGCGCUUGUGUUCUGUAAGAUGCCCUGGCGAGUGCGGCAACACUGGGUGAAGCGGCUCGGCGAGGCCCACCGCGAGACCGUCUGACGACUGAGUAGGACCUGCAGGCUCCUCUAUCAAGGGUGCGCGUGGUCGCGACGCACUACGGUCCAUGUCGUAUGUAUAAACAAGAUAUCCAACUGGGGAAGGACGGAUGGGUAGGGGAGUUUAACUCGGCGCAUCGGUAUGUGAAGGAUGCGCUCAUGGACAGAGGGGCGUGUCGCGAUACGAUGAUACCCGUUUGGCGAGGCGUUGGGAACUUGUUGCAUUAAGCGAGGUCGAAUUUUCGGGACAGCGGGGUCUUUCAUUGUCGGGACUUUGAUGAUUUCCCAGGUAUGUGAUCUCACGUCGGUAGCGAGGAUUACGUUGUGGAGGAAGGUGGGCGCGGGCAAAGCGGCCACGCAAUGACUGUAAUAUCUAGU
Messenger RNA from Purpureocillium takamizusanense, 1992 nucleotides. RefSeq lists its product as uncharacterized. The record is from RefSeq and is a predicted model, not a curated record. The transcript is spliced from 2 exons. Bases 374 to 1618 code for a protein of 414 amino acids. Lineage: Eukaryota; Fungi; Ascomycota; Sordariomycetes; Hypocreales; Ophiocordycipitaceae.